UCAACACUCAGAAGGCUUCUAUAUUGAGCAUAAUACAAGAAGAAGAAUUCUAAGAUUGAAUAACUAGAAUGGCAAAGAAGAUAGUGUUUUCUAGGUGGAUGUUGUGUUUGUCAGUAAUUCUUAUGCUGGCAAUUCCCACAUCAGGGAUAAAUUGCGGUGAUGCAGUGUCUGCAUUAAUCUCUUGUGAGUCUUACUUGCUUGGGAUGGGAGAUCCCAAGCCUACCUUGCCAUGUUGUAAUAGUGCACAGGCUCUGAAGAAGAUAGUUGUAAGCAGGCCAGACCGCCAGUCUCUGUGUGAGUGUUUCAUGCAGAUUGCACCAACUCUUGGUGUUAAUUUUAGAAGAGCUAAUCAACUUCUAUCAUCCUGCAAGCUCAAUCUGAACAUGACCAUUACCUCAGACAUGGACUGUAAGAAGGUUUGAUCGAUUCCCAAGCUAAAGUUUCAGUAAUGGGACUGCUACUGGGUGUUUGUUUUUGGUUUAUGCUUAUCAGUUCAUUUAUGUAUGACAAAAAAAAUGCUUCUGCAAUCUGAAAAUGGUUGGAUAGUGAGAUAAUUAGACUUGCGUUUUAUUUCAUGUACAAGUUCAUGGUCAUGAUGGAGCUAGAAGAACUUUACAUAAUAAUGGUCAUAUCAGUAAGAUGCUGGCAAAUGUUGGAGUGAAAAUCAUUAUAAUGUGCAAGUUGAAGUCUCUCUCUUUCUGUGUGUCCAUGUGUUGGACUGCAUCAUUGGAUUUUGUAAGUUGCUAUGGUACCCAUUAGGUCACAAAUUCCACGGGAAAUUAGUAUUCACCCUUCUCUC
Molecule: messenger RNA, 799 nt
Organism: Vitis riparia (riverbank grape)
Lineage: Eukaryota; Viridiplantae; Streptophyta; Magnoliopsida; Vitales; Vitaceae
Product: non-specific lipid-transfer protein P3-like
Exons: 2
Coding region: 69-422 (117 amino acids)
Biological process (GO): lipid transport
Cellular component (GO): membrane
Molecular function (GO): lipid binding
Source: RefSeq, a predicted model, not a curated record